AUAUGUUCCAUCGUGUGGUGACCCAUGACCUCUUCUCUUCACCCCUCUCGUCCCCUCCCGCUCUCUCUCCCCUCAUAGAUCCCGAUCCGCCGUCGCAUCUGGCCAGAUCCAACCACCACCUCCCUCCCUCCCGGUCGUAGGUUUGCCUCGCCACGGCCUCAGCCAUGGAGAAGCCAUGCUCCCUCCUAGUCCACUUCGACAAGGGCUCCGCCAUGAUGACGAACAAGAUCAAGGCGGAUCUCGAGGGCAGCGAUGGCACCAUCAAGGCCGACAUGAUACACCGCGCCAUCUCGCUCCUCCUCAACGUUGAGACGCCCCCGCAGCUCUUCAUCACCAUCGUCCGCUAUGUGCUCCCCUCCGAUGACCACACGAACCUCCGCAACAACCUCUAGAGCCGCAACGAGUACAUCCACGGCGUCACGGUCUGCUUCCUCUUUCGCCUUGUCGAGCCCGAGGUGCUCGAGCCGCUUGUGU
Phragmites australis (common reed) is the source of this 474-nucleotide messenger RNA. Its product is annotated as coatomer subunit beta-1-like. The transcript has 2 exons. NCBI's taxonomy places the organism in Eukaryota, Viridiplantae, Streptophyta, Magnoliopsida, Poales, Poaceae. The coding region runs from base 165 to 392 and encodes 75 amino acids. The record is from RefSeq and is a predicted model, not a curated record. Gene Ontology annotation, cellular component: cytoplasm; COPI vesicle coat. Gene Ontology annotation, biological process: intracellular protein transport; endoplasmic reticulum to Golgi vesicle-mediated transport; intra-Golgi vesicle-mediated transport.